UUUUCAUGCGUGCUAUAUAUGUAUGUUUGUAAGACGAACAUUUCCACUACUCGCACGACGACUCCAACAUAUUUGCACGAACAAACCGAGCGCACAUCGUAAAGCGACUGCUUGUCCUUUCGUACAAUCGGCUCGGCACGAAGUUGCGCGGAAAUUGUUGGUUGCUGAGCAGCCGUGGCUCAUUCACGCCGGAACGUUGCGAUUGUUAGUGUCGAAAACGUCGCUUGUACGCGUUUGAAUGCAAAAUAUUAACGCUUUAGUGUUUAGAGAUUUUCAAUAAGUACGGCUUUUCCAAAACAAAAAAAAAAAUUUACUCGGUCACACGCAUGCAUGCGUAUGUGUUGGAGCGUGAGUGCGUGCGUGUAUGCUAAAUAAAUACGUGAGUGCAGUCAAGUGAGUCAAAGUAAGGGUGUGUGUGUGUGUGACGCGCUACACUGUUAUAAUUACUUUAAUUACAAUUAAUUACAACUAUUAAUUGCUAAGUGGUUGCUGGGAAAACGCUCAAACGAAAGUGUUAAAUAUUGCUAAGAGCAAGCGGUACGCAUUAAAAGUGAAGCGUGUUAUUUCCGUUAGUAAUAUAGCAUAAAUGUAUUAACAACUGCUGUGGCAAGUAAAAAUUAGAAAAAAUUAUCAGCUGACUUAGAAAACACACACAGCCACAUAUAUAUAUAUAUAUAAAUAUAUAUGCGUACAAGCGUCUAAUAGAAAUUUCGUAUUUUCCUUGAGAUUUUCGUGUUGCGUCGCGUUUUAUUAGCUUACAUUCUUAUAUGCAUAUAUAAUAGCAACAAUUGUACCAUCAAAUUAACGCGCUAACAAAUACAAGAUACAAAAACAAAAACACACACAAGCAGCGCCUGGUGAAAACGCGGUUGUACAGGGCGUAUGAGUGCUCCAAUUCGACAAAGUAGUUAUCACUGAUUUAGCGCAAGCAAACGCACAGACCUACUAACAUACAUAGCGGUAUAUAUGUGUUUAACUGUACAUUAAAUACAACUAGCUACGAAAUUGUUGUUAAACGCGCUAUUCGAGGCUCGUCUGCGUGUGUGUGUGCGUUGUGUUGCUGUGAAUUUUUCAUGAGCCAACAGAAUUUGUGCUGCUGAUUUAACGGCGCAACAACACUAACAACAAGAGGAACACAAAAAAGAGAAAAUAAAAAUAAUAAAUAAAAGAACAAAAAAUAAAAAUAAGAAAUAAAAACAAUAAAAAAAUAAUAAAUUAAAACAAAAACAAAAAAUAAAAACGAAAACAAUAAAAAAAAAAAUAAAAAAUUAAAACAAAAACAACAAAACUAAAAAGGGAGCACUCGCCUCGCUCUGUUAGAAAACAACAACAACAACAACAAAAAUAAAACUAAAUCAUCUCCACACAAGAGUGUAAACUACUUGUUAUGCCGUGAGUAGCUUCUGCAACUGUUAUUUGCUGACUAUUUACGCUGACAAAACAGCCAAGCAUAUCCGCAAAUGAAGUGACAAAAGAAAAUGUUGCAGAGGUACUGAAAGCAAGUGCGAAAGGAAAAACAAAAAAAAUAAAAAUAAAAGCAGAAAAGUAAAAACAAAAUAAAAACAACAAAAAUUCAGAAUUUAGUGCAAAAGCGUGCAAAACACACACAGUGUAAACGCUAAACAACAGGUGAACUUCGCAACUUAAAUAUUAACCUGCGUCUCUGUGGAAAAUUCCCUGCAAAUUACAACACUACAUACUUAUAACCGACACAAAAGCUGCUGAACUAAACUAAACUGAACUGAUACAUCACUUCUUGAUUGGUUCGCGGAAGUGCUACUAUCAGCUGUUUUAAGAUUAACGCUGAGAGCACUUGAGAACAACGGUAAGCGGGUCGACAACUCUUCCGAGAACGACGUCGAGCGCAACAAGAGGGCUACUUUCCAUAAAAGUUUCGGACAAACUGCCAAUAAAGUGAAACUUUUUGGCAACAAAACACACACACAGAUACACAUAGAGACAGUAGUGAAUAGUGAAGCAAGUGAACUACUCAGACUGGGUUAUAGUUGAUCAAUCGUUGAAUACUUUGUGGCAAGUGAAUGAAAGUUGUUGAAGAAGCGAAAAGAAUUUGCGCUGAAAUUGUGCAACAUUUGAAGUAAUUAAAAUUUAGUUACAGAAAAGUAGAAAACGAAACGAAAGUGCACCAGAAAAAAUAAAGAAAGAAACCAAAAAGUGAAAGAAAAAAGUGACAAAAGUUUUUAGUUGCAGUAACAACAACAACAAUAGCAACGUAAUCGAUAAUCGAAAAAGUAGAAAAAAUAAAUAAAAUACCAAAAAAGAAAUUAUAAAAUAGUGCCAAACCAAGUUGCAACAGCGCGCGUGUGCAUGCAACAUUCCGGCCGCGUGUGGCAGCGGCAAAACUCGGCUGUGGCACAGUGCAAUCGCAUAAUUAAUUCAAUGCGCACUUAAAACUGCAGUUUUCAACUUGAGAAACGAGAAAAUCGCAUUUAGCCGAAAAGUGCUACAAAUAUACGCGCAAUAACAACAACUAUAACCGAAAUAAUAAUCACAGUGAACGAGUGGCAACACCAAACUAAACUAAAAGUGAAAUAAAACGAAAUAAAGAAGUGAGUGAAAGAAGAAGAAGAAGUAGAAGCGCGUUAAAGUAGAUAAGCAGCAAAGUGUAUAGCAAAGCGUUGCAAAGUUAGCGUGACAAAGUUUCAUUUGUUGAAGCAAAUUGAAGCGGCUGGCAGCGUGCAACAGCAAGCGAGCGCUUUGAGAGGCGGAGUGCGAGCGACAGCCAGCUGUGUGAACAACAAAAAUGACGUGCGCCGCUCAUAGAGUAAAUUGCAUAAAUUCACAAAUACAAGAACAAGUAGCACAGCAACAACAACAAAGAGUUGGACAUUUGGCAGCAUACACCAGCGGUUGCAACAACGGCAACAGCGACAGCGAAAAAUACGCCAAAGUGAAAAGUUGCAAAUUGAUGUCGACGCAACGCACACAAUCUAUACCCCACCAACAACAACAAGAAUUGCGCGCAGCUGACAAAAAUUGUAACGGUGUUAGUGCCUGCAACACAGCAGAUUUACUUGCAGCACAACAAAAUCUGAAGCAACAACAACAACCACACAACUCCACCACCUCCAAAAUGUAUGACAACAGCAGCAUGCAACACUCGCUUGCUGAAGUGGCAAACAGGAAUGCAGCCAACGGUGCUGCCACCAAAACCAUCACCGCCACCAUCACCUCCACCACCGCCACCACAAAUGCAAAUUGCGUCCAAUCACGGCGGCAUCAGGUGCAGCAGCAACAACAACAGCUCACUUCGCACGGCAUGCCGUUAGGUGAGCGCAAUAGUUGCAGCAAUAGCAACAACAUCAACAACAAUAGCAGACAACUACAACAACAACAGAAAACAUAUUACCGUUAUCCACAAUCCUUCGCUGGUUAUACACGCCUCUUGAGCGUCCUGUUGCUGUUCGCAUUCCAGCAUUUUCCAAGCGUGUCGGCGUCAAGUAAUAUGAAUAAACAUGAGCCGAUGUUCAUUUCACGUUCGGAGACAUUCAAAUUCGUUGCUGGAGACACAAUAAGAUUGCCAUGUGAGGUUGCUAAUACAGAUCCUUAUGUUGUUGCCUGGAAACGUGGCAUCGCCAUACUCACCGCCGGCAAUGUGAAAGUAACACCGGAUCCACGUGUCUCGCGUGCCGAACGAUUCAACUUGCAGAUACGCGACGCAGUGCCACAGGAUGCCGGCGACUACAUCUGUCAGAUCGCCACAAUGGAGCCACGCGAGAUAACGCACACCGUCGAGAUUUUGGUGCCACCAAGGAUCCAUCACAUUAGCACCGGCGGACAUUUGCAAGUCAAAAAGGGCUCAUCGGUGCGUAUUGAGUGCUCGGCCUCCGGUAAUCCGACGCCGAACGUAACUUGGAGUCGUAAGAAUAAUAUUUUGCCCAACGGCGAGGAGAAGCUACACUCGCACAUCCUGUCGAUCGAGAACGUGGACCGGCACAAGGGCGGCGUCUACAUUUGCACAGCCAACAACGGCGUCGGUCAACCGGCAUCCAGUCAAGUCGUCCUGCAUGUCCUAUACCCACCCGAGAUAUCCGUUGAGCGCCCUAUCGUCUUUUCCGGCGAAGGACACGAGGCAAUGCUGGUCUGCAUAGUCCACGGGGAGACACAACCUGAGGUGCUUUGGUUCAAAGACACCAUGCAACUGGACACCACCGAACGUCACAUCAUGGAAAAUCGCGGCUCACGUCACACACUCAUUAUACGAAAAGUCCAUCCUCAGGACUUUGGUAAUUAUUCUUGUGUGGCCGAGAAUCAGUUGGGUAAAGCACGGAAAACUUUGCAACUGAGCGGGAAACCAAAUAUUGCCGUCUUCAAUUCACCUCCAAUCAGUCAGUACAAGGACAGAUACAACAUUUCUUGGACCGUCGAUUCGCACACACCCAUCGAAGAGUACAAGCUGUCGUUCCGAAGGUUGCCGCAAGGACACGAGGUCGAUAACUCCAUUGAUACGCACACCGGCUCGGCUUCCUCCUCGACGCUGCUGCAGAUGUACGGUGGCGGUGGUGGUGGCGGCAUCGGUGGCGUCGGCAUGGGCAGCGGUCUGCUUGGCAGCCAGCAUAAUCAUCGUCUCGGCAGCGGUUUGGGUGCCGGGCUCAGCAGCUAUGGCAAUGUGAUGCACUGGGGUCGUAACGAUUGGCGUGAUGUGGUACUCGCCGCGAUGCCAUUGUCACAUCAUUACACACAGGGGAUGAGUUAUAUGAUACGCGGUCUGGAUCCGGACCAGCACUACGAGGCCACCGUGCAAGCAAGGAAUCGUUAUGGUUGGAGUGACUUGACGCAUAGCUUCCUCUUCUCGACCUCUUCGAAUGAUGGACUUAUUGAUCUAUCAUCUUUUCUAAAUCACGGUUCGUCAGACAAUGAGAUGCGCGAUCUGAGUGUCACCUUCUACGGCAGCGGCGCUACACACAAACUCCGGCUGAGCCUCACCACACUCUCAUUGGUGACACUCAUUUUGGUGAAACUCAACAAAAGCUUUUGGGCCUAAGCGCUGCACGGGAGCCCGGCGUGGCAAGGAUUAUGAGUUGGAAUUUUACUAAAUGCCUAAUUAUUAGGGCGAAAGUUGAUAUUAUGCAAUCAGAUUACUUUUAUAACUGUAAAACUAAAAGAUAACGAGAGAGAGGAAUGAAGUAAAAGAGAGAGAUCAAAUUGUAGCACGUAGAAAUGUGAGAGCCGGUAUUUAGGUAUGUGUUUAAAUUUAAGCUAAAAAAUAUAAAUAAAUGUAAACAUAAAUUUUUAUUUGAAUAAAAAUACAUAUUAAAAGCUUAGAUUUGUGAUUAACUGAUUUUCAAUUUAUAAGGUAUUAAAGCGUUAGUUUAUAGUUGGCACAGAGUUGAUUUAUUUUUUAUUUUUUAAUUGAACCGUAUUCAAAUUUGAAGACAUUAAAAAUGUGGGAAAAAUAUUUUUAUUUAAAAUAAUUAUCUUAAAAAAAAAAUUGCAUAAAAACUUAAAAUAAAAUUAAUGAAAAAUGCGCUGAUUGAUGGAUCGUUGUAAUGAUCGAUGUGAAAAAGACAGAACCUCAAUUGUAAAUAGUAAAGUAAUUUUUAUCUUAUACAUACUCAUACUCUUAGGCUAAUUAUAAUAAAAAAAUAAAAUUAAUUCAAUAAAAAUAUUAAUUAAUAAAAAAAUUAGAAAGAGUGAUUGUCACAGCCUGACUGACAGUUCGUUGCUAGCUGACAGUUGAGCAGUGACAAGAGAAGUGAAAGCAAAAAUCGGAGAGUGUAAAGUACAUAAGAGGUUAUAGGUUAAUAUGAGAGUCAACACUCUCAAAUUUAAGUAUCAAGAGAGAGCCAAGCAAAAUGUUUUUUCAAUAUUCCACUCUAGUACGUAAUGAAAUAGUGAAAUAAAAAAUGCAUAUUGGUAAGUAAAUGAUGUACUUAGUAAAAAUUUAAACUAAUUUAUUGUUAGCGAAAAUUAUUAUUAUGAAAUAACUGUAAUGAGAUUAAAAAAAAACUAAAGAACAAAAAAUAUAUAUUAAUUAUAAUACAAAAUAUGAAUGUGUGUAUGUGCUAAUGCACUCUUAUACAUAUGUACAUAUAGACCACUUGUAUGUUUAUUCUAGGCAUAAACACAUAAAUAUACUCAAAUAAAUCGCACAUUGAAGUAUUCAAAUUUAGUGACAAUUAAGUUUGGCAAAUUUGUGUCGUCGUUUCUCGUGUCAUUUAGUGCAAGCUAAAGUUACUUAACAGUAACUAAUUGCAUAGCGGGCGCUGCUAAUAUUAUCUAUGAUGAAGUGAAAUCAUAAAAAAUUAAAUAAUAAAAAAAUUAAAAUUGCUUGCGGCCAUGCAUACAUACAGACAAACAAAUAUAGAGAAUUUUUAAGCUUUUUGCUAUUUUACUCAUAAGCUACUAAGUAACAAGUAUGCGUAGUUAAUUUUAAACGGUAAUAUUAGAAAUUUCGAAAGUGUGACAUUUUUGUAAUGCUCUUAUUUUUGUAUGUGUGUAUAAUUUUUUGGAAAUUUAAAAAGUAUAACUUAAAAGGAAAGUCACUAAAAUAGA
This is a messenger RNA of Zeugodacus cucurbitae (melon fly), 6513 nucleotides long. RefSeq names its product hemicentin-1. Lineage: Eukaryota; Metazoa; Arthropoda; Insecta; Diptera; Tephritidae. Gene Ontology annotation, molecular function: axon guidance receptor activity; protein binding. The transcript is spliced from 14 exons. Bases 2762 to 5002 code for a protein of 746 amino acids. Gene Ontology annotation, cellular component: axon; neuronal cell body; plasma membrane. Gene Ontology annotation, biological process: synapse organization; homophilic cell-cell adhesion. The record is from RefSeq and is a predicted model, not a curated record.